Messenger RNA from Penaeus chinensis, 1743 nucleotides. RefSeq names its product protein shisa-5-like. The transcript has 7 exons. Bases 53 to 919 code for a protein of 288 amino acids. The record is from RefSeq and is a predicted model, not a curated record. NCBI's taxonomy places the organism in Eukaryota, Metazoa, Arthropoda, Malacostraca, Decapoda, Penaeidae.
GGUGUUGCUUCACUCGCGAGAAAGCUCCUUCGGGACGUUGUUGUGGUGGGCAAUGUUUACAUCGAAAGGCGUGUUUAAAAACUCUUUUGAAAUGUUUUCUGCUGUUUUGUUACUGAUCCUUGGCAUACAUGGAGGUGCCUCAGCCAUGACAUGCAGCAGGGAGGGCUUUUUUGGUCAAACAGAAUAUAUGACCUGUCCCCAGAAAGAAGGCUCACCUAAUAAGUAUUGUUGUGGUACUAAGGAAAAUCGAUAUUGCUGUGACACAGCUUUUGGAAUUGAUGAAGAAAUUCUGAAAGAAUUCGCUGACAGAGAACCAAAGGCUUUGGCUCAGGUCCAACCUAACCCAGUGGUGCCCAAGACCAUCGAAGACCGAGAAGGUGUCCGCUCUACUGUGGAUCGCAUCAAAACCAAGCUAAAUGAUACAGUUCAUUCAGCUAAGGAUAAAGUUAAUCCUAAAGUAGGAAUUACAAAAGUCAAAGAUAAAGUUAAGGACAAGGUGAAACAAAAGGUUGAAGAAAAAGCUGUUAAAAAGCUGGAUCCAACAGGAGGGCACAUUAAGUCACUUCCUGUGAUCAUUGGUGUCAUUGGAGUUCUUAUCUUCGGUCUGAUUGUGCUGUGCAUUGUCUGCUGCUGCUGCUGUCCCUUCUGCCUCCUCCACAAACGCCGUAACCGUGGAACUGUUCAUCAACCAGGAAAUGCUGAAGCUUCAGGGAUGCUGCAGCCAGCACCUCAGGGAUAUCCACAGCAGCAGGGAUAUCUACCACAACAAGGAUACCCAAUGCAGCCAACUUACCCAACACAACAGGGUUACCCGCCACAGCAAGGAUAUCCACCACAGCAAGGCUACCCUCCACAGCAGGGAUACCCACCUCAACAGCCAUAUCCAUCACAGCCAACUUACCCAGAGAUCAAAGAAUAAUGAGUGUAGACAUUGACCUGUAUACAAGAGAUCAGUUUAAGCUGACCAGCCACCUCCCUACUCAGAGAAGCAGCUAGCAUAUAACCCUAAUUACCAACAGUGAUAUUCUUCAGCAGCAAGAGACAACAUGAUCUGUGUGUUCCAAACUGUUCUCUAUAAUUAUUCUUUGUAUCUGUGUUGUAUUGCAUACUGAAUAUUAGAUGUGUAAUCUCCAUGUCAAGUGUACUGAUUGCUGUUAGCUCUUAUAGCAAUAUGACUGUCAGUAAUUAGAUUUUUUGAUAUUUAGAAUGAAUUACUUUUAUUAAUGAGAGUCCUAAUAUCAAAUUUUCAGUAAAAAAAUAUCUCUGUGAUUGUAUAAAGCUUUAGCAAUAGAAAAUAAGGGGAAUAUUUUAUUGCUGUUAGAUUACUCAAUAUAUACCCUUGGGAUCAGACAAAAAUCUUUGGGAUCUUUUCUUUAACAUACUGCAGGCAGACUGACAUUAAAGAGAAGAAUAGGCUGGAGGUAUUACUAUUUCUCUUUUUCACUUGGUGAUUGUAUUAUAUAUAUACACAAUACACAAUAUAUAACAUACACAUAUAUAUAUGUAAAGAAACACACACUUGCAUGCACACAUGUGCACAUUCUCACACACAUACAUACAUACAUACAUACAUACAUACAUACAUAUACACAUGCAAACUUAAUGCAGAAAUUACAAUCUAGGUGAGGAAAGUAAUUUUUUUUAUAUAUACCCCCCUCUCUCUCUUUCAACCCUCCCCCUCCCCCUCCCCCUCCCCCUUGCUCACUCUCCCUCUCAACCCUCCCCCCUCCCUCUCUCUCUCUC